This is a messenger RNA of Sorex fumeus (smoky shrew), 1587 nucleotides long. It is a transcript of the gene M1AP, whose product is annotated as meiosis 1 associated protein. Bases 1 to 1587 code for a protein of 528 amino acids. Lineage: Eukaryota; Metazoa; Chordata; Mammalia; Eulipotyphla; Soricidae. Gene Ontology annotation, biological process: spermatogenesis; meiosis I; male meiosis chromosome separation. The transcript is spliced from 9 exons. The record is from RefSeq and is a predicted model, not a curated record.
AUGCAUCCUGGACGAACUGGUAAAGAGCCCUCUACUGCUAUGCAAAUUCACCAGCAACCUCCAAGGAUUCUCAUUGUCCAUAUUACUCUACCAUCCUGGGCUGACAUCUGUUCCAAUCUCUGUGAGGCUCUGCAGAACUUUUUUUCUCUAGCUUGCAACUUGAUGGGCCCCAGUCGCAUGUCUCUCUUCAGCUUAUACCUUGUACAAAACCAGCAUGAAUGCAUCCUGCCCUUUGUGCAAGUGAAAGGAAACUUUGCUAGGCUUCAGGCCUGUAUCUCUGAACUUCGCAUGCUACAAAGAGAAGGUUGUUUCAGACCCCAAAGCACUUCUCUGCAGGUGGCAAUAGAGGAUGGGCUCCAGCAGUUUAAAGAGUAUAGCAGAUACGUGCCCACAGGUGCAGGUCUGAACUACACUUGCUUGGAGAUUACUGUUCUGACUUCCCAUCCCAGAAAGGAAGUUGUCAAACAAUUGGAAGAAGGUUUAAGAGAUACAGACCUACUCAGAGUCAGGAAGCUUCAGGUGGUUGAAAUCACAAAAGGAAUUCUAGAGUAUGUGGACUCGGCAUCCCCUGUUGAAGACUCCAGCAAUGAUGCAAGCUCUAUCCUGGGAACUGACAUUGACCUUCAGACAAUAGACAAUGAUAUUAUCAGUAUGGAGAUUUUCUUCAAAGACUGGCUACAUAACAAUGGAACAGAACAAGAACACAUCCACAUUCUUCUUCCCUCACCACAUUUCAGCAACAUUUCCGGAGCCAGAACUAAUCCAAUGUGCCUGAAAUGUGAUCUCCAAGAGCGACUUCUCAGCCCAUCUCUGCUCCCAGGCACAGCUGAUGGCUCCUGGAGGACAGAUGACCCCAAAGGAGACUUCUGCACACUCUACCAGACAGUUCCCCAGUCAUCGGCCGGUCCUUUCAGGCUUCACGUGAUCAAGGCUUUAAAAUCCAGUGGAUUCUGCGAGUCCUUGACAUAUGGACUCCCAUUCAUCCUAAGACCCACAAGCUUUUGGCGAUUGGACUGGGAUGAGCUAGAGACAAAUCAGCAACAUUUCCAUGCCUUGUGUCACAUCCUGUUGAAAAGAGAAUGGCUGCUGUUGGCCAAAGGGGAACUCCAGAGUCAGGGGCACGGCCUCCGAGAGUCCGCCAGCACCUUCUACGUCAUUGUGCCAUCGCACUCAGCCACUCUGCUGGUGAAGCCAGUGGCCACCCGGGAACUGAUGCUGCCCAACCCCUUCCCCCUGCUGCCUGAGGAUCCCCCUGAUGACAGCCUUAAGAUCAUGGAGAGCAUGCUGGAUGCCUUGGAACUAGAGCCCAGCUACAAUCCCUUGCAGAUUCAGAGCCACCUAUACCCACACCUGGGCAGCAACUCUGCCAAGCCUCACGGGAGGCUGCACCCAAGUUGGGAAAGCAAGACCCAGCGAAAGACUAAGCAGUUGCCAAUGAACCGAGUUCGCGCUACGGUGGCCCCCUUGCCUGUAAUUCCAGCCACUGGCAGAACCCCCAAGAAGUCAGCAGCCAGCAGAGCGUCCUCAGAAGCCUUCUCCAGACCUCUGGAAGAGGAGGAGGAGGAGGAACAAGAGGAGUAUGUGUGA